Messenger RNA from Eimeria necatrix, 510 nucleotides. RefSeq lists its product as hypothetical. Gene Ontology annotation, molecular function: ATP binding; glucokinase activity; D-glucose binding. The transcript is spliced from 3 exons. Gene Ontology annotation, biological process: intracellular glucose homeostasis; glycolytic process; glucose 6-phosphate metabolic process. Gene Ontology annotation, cellular component: mitochondrion; cytosol. The record is from RefSeq and is a predicted model, not a curated record. Bases 1 to 510 code for a protein of 169 amino acids. NCBI's taxonomy places the organism in Eukaryota, Apicomplexa, Conoidasida, Eucoccidiorida, Eimeriidae.
AUGAUUUCCGGGUUUUACCUGGGCGAGCUCGUGCGGCUGCUGACCCUGGAGAUCUUCGGGGCUGCGGCUCCGGCGAAGGCUCGUGAGGAGUUCUCGUUCGACGCGAAGCAAGCCGCGGUGCUGGCCGCGAGCCUCAUUCCGGGCCAGGAAAACGACCCCGCACUGGCCAGCAAUUGCAAAAUGCUCCUCAAAGAGUGCUGGAGUUGGGACUUAGACGCAGCGGCGCUCGCAGUGAUGCGCCGCAUCGGCUUCGCCGUCUUCGACAGAUCCGCCGCGCUCGCAGCAGUAGCCAUCGCAGUACUCGUCCAGCGCACCAGGAGCCUGGAGACAGACGGCGGAGUGACUGUGGCCGUGGACGGGUCUUUGUAUGUUCGCAACGAGUGGUAUGGACUUCGCAUUCGAAGUUUCUUGAAAGAUUUGAUUGGCCAAAACUCCGAAAAAGUUCUUUUGAGAGCAGCAGAUGACGGCUCAGGCAAAGGCGCUGCCAUUUGCGUCGCUGCGCUGCGCUGA